AGGGCUUAGCUGUGGUUCUUCUAGGGUUUAAGAGACGAAGCAAGAAAUAAACACAUCGAUUAAUAUCCGAGGAUACGCCUCUGGUCGGCCUCUGAUUCUGUCCUCAAAAAUGGCUUUCUGGGGAAUCGAAGUAAAACCUGGGAAGCCUUUCACUCAUGAAUUUGACGAGUUGAAAGGACGGCUUCAUAUAUCAAUGGCUACUCUGGCACUUGGCACUGCCACUGCCAAAAGCGUACUUCAGUGUAAUGUAGGAAACAGGAGUCCUGUUUAUCUUUGCGCUUUGUAUCCUGUAAGUGCUGAAUCGGUGCAACUGAAUCUGGAAUUUGAAGAGGCCGACGAUGUUGUCUUCUCGGUUCUUGGUCCUCGGAGUGUCUUCCUCACUGGUUACUAUAUGCGUGGUGGCCAGCACGAUUCAGAACCUUGUGGGGAAGAUAUUGUUGACACAGAAACAGAGAGGUCUGAGGAUAGUGAUGAAGAUGAUUAUGAAGAUAGUUUUAUCGACGACGAUGAUCCAGAAGUCUACCCCCCUUCUCUCAUUUCCGAUGGUGGAGUAGUUUCAGUUGAGAUGUUGGAUAGUGAGAGGCCUAAGCAUGGUAAAGGCAGCCGAAGACGGCUUAGGAAGAGGUACCAAAUGAGCGAGUCUGAAGAGGAGGGAUGCUCUCAAGAAAAAAAUAUUGUAAAUGGUCGUAGUGGUGAGCCAGAGUUUGAAAGUGAAGAUGAAGAUAGCAUCCCGAUUUCGUCUUUCUACAAGAGUAAAACCACUGCAAAAAAAACGAAAGAGGAAGUAGACAGAGAUGACAAGGAAAUGAGUGAAACUAGUAAGAAGAAUACAGAAGAUGAAGGAAAUUACGUUAGUGAAUCAACAAGAAAAGCUGGCAAUGUUGUAAAUGGUCAGCAAAAAAGUAUCAUAGAAAAAUCAACAGAGGAAGUAGAAGUCAAAACUCACAAAGGAACAGGUGAAACUAGUGUCAAGGAGAUGGAAGAUGGUGGAAAUUACACUAUUCAAACAAAAAGAGAAGUUCUCGAUGCUUUUAUAGAGGGCGAGACCAAAACCCCCACAAAGAAAACAACAGAGGAAGUACUGGGCAGAGCCAGCAAGGGUAAAGGUGAAAUCAGUUACAAGGAGACAGAAGAUGAUUUUAAUCCUGUCAUUGAACCAAAAAGAAAAGCUGAUGGUCUUGUAGAUGGCCAGCCGAAGAGGCAAUCUGACAUGCCGAUCAAUUGCAUGCCGUCCUCUGAAGGGGGCCCUGAAAAUGGUAUUAAGCCAAAGAAGAAAAGAAAAGAUCAGUCUAAGGAGGAGAAACCCCUCGAAGCCGAUAGUGAUAACUGUAGUUAUAUUAUAAAUAAGGUUUUAACCUUGAAAGAUGAGGCAAGGACUGAUAAUAUUGGACAUGAUCUGGUUGUGAAAGAUGGACAAGGUUGGAAGGAAGCCAAGGGCAAGGCAGCUGAAGUGAUGGAUACAGUGUUGCUGCCUUCCUCUGAAGAUGGUGGGAGGCCAAAGAAGAAAAGGAAAGAACGGCCAAAGGAGGGGAAGAAUGAUGAAGCUGAAUGUAAGCAUGGUAAUGUUGUUAAAGAGGAUAAAACCCAGAAAAUUGAGUCAAACACUGACUACAGGCUCCACGAUUUCCCUUUGAGGGAUGAGGCCAAUGAUCAGGAAGCUGAACUGCCAGAAAAUCUAUCACUGCCAUUCACAGAAGUUGGCUCUGAAGUUGGUGAAAAGCCUAAGAAGAAACGUAAACAACAGGCAAGCGAUACAAAGAUUUCUAAAGCUGACAGUAAGCAUGACAAUGUUCUCCGAGAAGAUAGAGCUCAGCAAAAUGAACCAAAGGCUGAUGACAUUGUCUGCGAUUUGCCUAUGGAAGAACAAAAUCAGUAUCCAGACAAUCUCAAGUGUUUUGAGAGUAGUGCCCAUGAAUUUGCUGAUGACAAUCACUCUGAGGGCAAGAAUAUUAAGAAGAAGAAGAAGAAAAAGAGUAAAACCAAGGAGAAAGAGGAAGCUGUGAAUAUGAAUAUAACCCCUCUGCCAAUGGACAAGAUUGAGGACAAGAAAAUGAGUGACAAGUCUUCUCAAAUUUGGACCUUGUCUAACGGAUUAAUCAUUGAGGUGCUAGAAAUGGGGAAACCAGACAGCAAAGUUGCUGCUUCAGGGAAAAGGGUCAGUAUCAACUACGACGGGAAGUUGAAAAAGAAUGGAGAAUCAUUUGACUCAAAUGUAGGGUGUGCUCCCUAUAAGUUUCGGAUAGGUUUGGGAGAAGUUAUAGGGGGUUGGGAUAUCGGUCUUGAUGGCAUGCGAGUGGGUGAGAAAAGAAGACUUACAAUCCCACCAUCAUUGGGUUUUGGGAGUGCAAGACGAGGGGAGAAUGUACCACCAGACUCGUGGCUGGUGUAUGAUAUCGAAUUGGUCAAAGUCCACUGAUUAAUCCGCCUCAUCGCUUGUGGUCCUGAAAUUGGUGGCUAAAGGUGGUGCGAGAUGCUAGCUAAUAGUUGAAGGGAAAAAAAAGUCUUGUUAUUCCUGUGUAGUUUUGGGUCUCAGAUGAUUGGUGCAGAAGCAGACAUGAUUGUCGUAAAUUUUGUGUAAAACCUGUUUUUAAGGGGACUAUUAUGUUAUAUAUAUUUUUCGUUAUGCUGGAUAUGAAUGAGAAGAAACGGGUUGUUUCACUUC
Messenger RNA from Juglans regia (Persian walnut), 2662 nucleotides. RefSeq names its product peptidyl-prolyl cis-trans isomerase FKBP53-like. The record is from RefSeq and is a predicted model, not a curated record. The coding region runs from base 110 to 2416 and encodes 768 amino acids. Gene Ontology annotation, molecular function: peptidyl-prolyl cis-trans isomerase activity. The transcript is spliced from 13 exons. NCBI's taxonomy places the organism in Eukaryota, Viridiplantae, Streptophyta, Magnoliopsida, Fagales, Juglandaceae.